CCAAAGCAUCGGGAAUACUGGCGAAUCUCAAGAAAACGCGCCUCCGGUUUCAGUCUCAGUACAACCUCAAGUCCAACGACGCCGCAUCGCCUGUUCCGCAGCUGCGAAAAGUGAACUCAACAUGGAACGAUAAGCCAACCGAACGCGUAAACUCCGUCGAUCGGAACAAUUUCGCUUCGAAGAAGAUCGAGCACAAGUCCACGAAGGCGAUCUUGAAGUUUUGGAAGAAACUGAAACCUCGCAGAAACUCGAAGAAACAACUGGAACCUGUCUCAACCGAGUCACUGAUACCCGUUGCUAAAGAAACUUUUCUCAGAGGGAAUGUUAGUCAUGUCGAAGAAAGGAUGAGCGCAAGAUCUCAACGAGGUGUCCACGAGACGACGAUCAAACGAUUCCCAACUCCGCGAGUGAAUCAGCCAAAUCGUGCGCCAAAGCCAGCGAUAACUUACGAUUAUGACGCUGCGGUUAGUCAGCCGGACGUACCGGAUUUCCUCAAUUUUAAGAAGGCUGGCCGUGGCGUGAUGGUUAGUGGAGUUCCGCUUAAAAAGAGAGCCCUAAAGACUCGCCUAAGAUGCCGAAUUAUGUCAAGGAAGAAUUUUCAGAAAAGAUCUCAGACAUUCAGGCCGAGGUCGGUUGUCCAAAGGCACGCAAAGGUUCCUGACCGCAGGUAUACGAAAAAACCGAUUGCCUCUUCUGACGUUUCCGAAGAAGAAACAGAUGUUCUUGAGAAAGAGAAUGUUACCGAUAACGGUACAAACAUUGACGAUUCGUCGGUUUACCGGAAGAAAGAUGCGAAAAAUGUUUACAAGGACGGAAAUGAGACGAUCGAGAGCAUCGGUGAUAACCAAAUCACGGGAAGGAAAGAAAAACACGAGAGACCAGACGAUUGCGAUAGUGUCACAGCAAAGUCGCCGGUUCUUCAAGGCAAGAGCAGCAAAAUUCCACGCGCUAAGACCACGGCUUUCCCGGUUCAAGAACUUCACUCGCAGACAAAGAAGACAGGUAACAAAGUGAAGAAUUCGACGUGCUUGAAUUGUACAUCGAUCAAUUGUGCUCCCAAUGUUGAAGUAUUAGAAAGAGAGGUAGAAAGGAUAGCUAACAAAAUUCAAGGAAGAAGCUGCGAACAAGACGUGGUUCGCUUCGAAGAAUUUCAAAAUGUUGCAAAGAUGUGGAACAAAGAAGAAAGUUCGGCAAGAAAAGGGGAAGAAGAAACUGAAGACGAUCGUGGAUUGACCUCGACGGAUGAUUCUCCAGCUAUUAGCAAGAUCAAUGAUCGACGCGUUGCGACGAUCUUACGAUCUCUGAAAUUAAAUUGUCCAUGUAAAUCGUGCAGUAAUCACGAACCUCUUUCGAGCAGUCGACAAGAGGACGACAGUGACUUGAAGAGUACAUCCCCGAACGAAAGCAGAAAGAAAAGAUGGCCAUUGAAACACCGGAAGUAUCUUGAUACGAGUACGGAAGACGUGGACGCCUCCUCCGAUGACAACGAAGAAAACGAUAAAAAGAAGAAAAGGAAUCGAUUGAAAGCGAAGGUUCCUUUGAUGCAGCAGGUUAAAACUAGCUCGAUAAUAAACACAUCACCGAAAAUUUCUACUCGACGAACGAGUUUCUCCUUUUUAAACACCCUUUUUGAUAUCGUCUUUUGGCCUUAUUUGUUUUUGAAAACAAAUCGUUGAAAAAAUUCAGUUCGACGUUUUAUAACUUGUUA
This is a messenger RNA of Osmia lignaria (orchard mason bee), 1708 nucleotides long. RefSeq lists its product as uncharacterized. NCBI's taxonomy places the organism in Eukaryota, Metazoa, Arthropoda, Insecta, Hymenoptera, Megachilidae. The record is from RefSeq and is a predicted model, not a curated record.